Glycine soja is the source of this 3637-nucleotide messenger RNA. Its product is annotated as receptor protein kinase TMK1-like. Gene Ontology annotation, molecular function: ATP binding; protein binding; protein kinase activity. Lineage: Eukaryota; Viridiplantae; Streptophyta; Magnoliopsida; Fabales; Fabaceae. The transcript has 2 exons. Gene Ontology annotation, biological process: protein phosphorylation. The record is from RefSeq and is a predicted model, not a curated record. Bases 175 to 3060 code for a protein of 961 amino acids.
UUUCUCCUUUUUGUUGUUCUCAAUCUCCAUCUUAAAUACAUGGCACCCUCACUAUUAGUAGCACUUGGUAGGUAGCAAAAAACAAAAAACCUCAAUCCCACGUCUCAAAUCUCAACACAUUACACAUCACAAAAAUGCCUUCCCCAAACGCAUCAUAACAUAAUCCACACAAGGAUGAUGAGGCUGAACUUUCUCCUUUGUUUCUGUUUCUUCACUCUCGUCGUUUCCGAAACCGACCCGAACGACGUGAAGAUUCUAAACACUUUCAGAAGAGGGUUGAACAACUCAGAGCUCUUACCAUGGCCCGAAGAAGGAGGAGACCCGUGCGGGAGCCCACCGUGGAAAUACAUCUUCUGCAACGGCAACAGAGUCGCUCAAAUUCAGACCAAGAACCUGGGUCUGGUGGGCCCACUUCCUCAAAACCUCAACCAACUCGUCAUGCUCGAGAAUCUGGGCUUACAGAACAACAACCUCAACGGUCCCUUGCCUUCCUUCAAGGGCUUAAAUAACCUUAAAUACAUUUUUCUCGGUCGCAACGACUUCGAUUCAAUCCCUUUAGAUUUCUUCGAGGGACUGAAGAGUCUCGAGGUCUUGGCUUUGGAUUACAACGAGAAGCUUAAUGCAAGUAGUGGCGGCUGGAGUUUUCCGGCAGCGUUGGCGGAUUCGGCGCAGCUGAGGAACUUGAGUUGCAUGAGCUGUAAUCUGGUGGGCCCCAUUCCGGGGUUCCUCGGGGACAUGGCGUCGCUGUCGGUGUUGCUGCUGUCGGGAAACAACUUAACCGGCGAGAUUCCGGCGACGCUGAACGCCGUGCCGGCGUUGCAGGUUUUGUGGCUGAACAACCAGCGUGGUGAGGGACUCACUGGGAAGAUUGAUGUCUUGGCGAGUAUGAUUUCGUUGACGAGUUUGUGGCUUCACGGGAAUAAGUUUGAAGGGAGUGUGCCAGAUAGUAUUGCGGAUUUGGUUUCUCUAAAGGAUUUGGAUCUCAACGGGAAUGAGUUUGUUGGGUUGAUUCCGAGUGGUUUGGGUGGAAUGAAGUUGGAUAGAUUGGAUUUGAAUAACAACCAUUUCGUGGGUCCGAUCCCGGAUUUCGCAGCGAGUAAAGUGAGCUUUGAGAACAAUGAAUUUUGUGUGGCCAAACCCGGGGUUAUGUGUGGUUUUGAGGUGAUGGUGUUGUUGGAGUUUCUUGGAGGGUUGGGGUAUCCUCGGAUUUUGGUUGAUGAGUGGAGUGGGAAUGACCCUUGUGAUGGGCCAUGGUUGGGGAUAAGGUGCAAUGGGGAUGGGAAGGUGGACAUGAUUCUUUUGGAAAAGUUUAAUAUUAGUGGGACUUUGAGUCCUUCUGUUGCAAAGUUGGAUUCUCUUGUUGAGAUAAGGUUGGGAGGUAAUGAUAUCAGUGGUGGGAUACCUAGUAAUUGGACUAGUUUGAGAUCUUUGACAUUGUUGGAUCUGAGUGGGAACAACAUUUCAGGUCCCUUGCCGAGUUUUAGGAAAGGGUUGAAGCUUGUGAUUGAUGAGAAUCCUCAUGUAAGUGCUCCAGAAGGUUCUCUUCCUUCACCAGUGAGUAGUUCGGGUUCCGGUUCAGGUUCGUGGUCUACGAAGGGUGAAUCUCCUCCAGCUGAUAAGCAUAAUCCUAAUCCAUCUGGAGAUUCUAGUCCUAAUCCAAAGUCUAGUAGUUCUUUUGAGUCGAAUAAGUCUUCCAUUGGGAAAAAAUUGGUUCCAAUUGUGGCUCCUAUCGCAGGUGUUGCAGCUGUGGCUUUUGUGCUCAUUCCGCUUUAUGUGUAUUGUUUCAGGAAGAAAAAGGGUGUCUCUGAGGGUCCAGGGUCAUUGGUGAUUCACCCUAGGGAUGCUUCUGAUCUGGACAAUGUGCUGAAGAUUGUUGUUGCUAACAACAGCAAUGGGAGCGUUUCCACAGUGACUGGCAGUGGGUCUGGGAUUACGACUGGAAGUAGCGAGUCUCGUGUUAUUGAAGCUGGGAACCUGGUGAUAUCGGUUCAGGUUCUUCGAAAUGUGACCAAGAAUUUUGCGCGGGAGAACGAGGUUGGACGCGGUGGAUUUGGGGUUGUUUACAAGGGGGAAUUGGAAGAUGGGACUAAGAUUGCGGUAAAACGAAUGGAAUCCGGUGUGAUUACGAGCAAGGCCUUGGAUGAAUUCCAGUCUGAGAUUGCUGUUCUAUCUAAAGUCCGGCACCGGCAUUUGGUGUCUCUUUUGGGUUAUUCAGUUGAAGGUAAUGAAAGGAUUCUAGUUUAUGAGUAUAUGCCACAAGGGGCUCUUAGUAUGCAUCUUUUCCAUUGGAAGAGCUUAAAACUGGAGCCACUGUCUUGGAAGAGGAGGCUCAACAUUGCCUUGGAUGUUGCUAGAGGAAUGGAGUAUCUUCAUAGUCUGGCUCACCAAAUCUUCAUUCACAGAGAUCUUAAGUCAUCAAAUAUUUUGCUUGGGGAUGAUUUUAGAGCAAAAGUCUCAGACUUUGGGUUGGUAAAACUUGCUCCUGAUGGCAAAAAAUCUGUAGUGACCAGGCUUGCUGGUACAUUUGGAUACUUGGCACCGGAAUAUGCAGUGACAGGAAAAGUCACUACCAAAGCAGAUGUUUUCAGUUUUGGUGUUGUCCUAAUGGAGCUGCUAACUGGAUUAAUGGCACUUGACGAGGAUCGACCCGAGGAAACCCAAUACUUGGCGUCGUGGUUCUGGCAUAUAAAAUCAGACAAGGAGAAACUAAUGUCUGCUAUUGACCCGGCCCUCGACAUAAAGGAAGAAAUGUUCGACGUUGUCUCCAUCAUUGCUGAGCUAGCUGGGCACUGCUCUGCCAGAGAACCAAACCAAAGGCCAGAUAUGAGUCAUGCUGUGAAUGUUCUUUCACCGCUUGUUCAAAAAUGGAAACCAUUAGAUGAUGAGACUGAGGAGUAUUCCGGCAUAGAUUACAGUCUUCCCCUGAACCAAAUGGUGAAGGAUUGGCAGGAGACAGAAGGAAAGGACUUAAGCUAUGUGGACCUACAAGACAGUAAGAGUAGUAUCCCUGCAAGGCCUACUGGGUUUGCCGAGUCUUUCACUUCUGUCGAUGGCCGGUGAAACAAGUUCUUUAUGGAUUUCUUGAAAGCAAGUUGUUUUUCCAUUUUCUAGUUUUCACUUGGUGAAAUCCGGAUUGAAAUCACUUGUCCCAUUUUGUGUCUCCUUCCCAAGGUUUUAAAUGGCGGUUAUGACUGUAGUUUCGGAGUCUUCGAAACCUUAAACAUUGCAGAAAAUUGGAGACAAAUGUGUUAGCAUUGUGGUGGUUUCGGAGACCAUGAUAGUUUUUUUAUGAUGCGGCUAAAAUUGCGGUUUUACACCUCAAUUUAAAACCUUGCUCCUUCUUUCCAUGUCUCCACAAUUAAAUAAAAGUGACACGUGGUUAAAAGAAUAAAACUCUUUCAAAGUUGGUAAUUUUCUUUACUCACGUGUCACUUUUUUAAUUGGGGGCUAUGAAAUGGAGACAGUGAUUUGGUACAGUGUAGACAUCACAGCAGCAUGCUCUUUUCUCAGUUUUUCUUCCUGUCUAUGUUUUGUAUUUUCAUGUGUAUGUUUUGUAUUUUUAACUUUGAUAUUUAAGAGUCAAUGGUUGUAGAUAGUGAACCGUGAUCAAUGAAAAUGCUUGUUAUUUGUUCAUUCA